CUUCCCCAAUUCGCCAGACUGACAAGGGUCCAAAUCCUCUCGUGCAGAAUCUAAUUGCAAGCCUCGCACCCUGGUACACUAUGAUUGGUCGCAUCACAGCUCCUCUGGCCUCAUCCAUGCGGGUCUGCGUUCAUCGAGAUCUUGGGUGCCACAUGAUGGAAAGCUUUCGAGUCGCGCAGCCAACCGCCUGCGUUGACCUGAUGGAUCUCGCGCUCAAGACAUCGAGAGCGAAGGCUAGGCUCUAGUGCGCUGGGGAACAUGCGGCUUAAAAUCGCUGCCAGUCGUAUAACUGGACUCCAAUCUCAGUAUUGCGCUAUCUCAGAUUUCCAUCUCCGUCUCCAUCGACAAACACAACGCAGCCCACGACUCACACUCAUGACGAAAUGGACGGCAAACACGAUACAUUCCACAUCUCGCGCCUUGAGGCCUCGUUCGGACACACAAAAGUGAAACCACGCCGCAACUCCGUUGAAAUGAAAGAUGUCUUCCGCCAUGCCAAAGCCGACGACCUGAACGUGAACGACCUCGACUUUGACUUCUCGCUCGAUCGCGAUAGCUACCCGCUUGAUACGCUAGAGUCGCUGCAGGAUGUCUUCUCUGCUGCGCAGCAUCAUACACAUUUUGCGAAUGCGAGGAACUUUUCGGACGAGACGCAGAUUCGGUGUUUUGAUUCGGAUGGGAGGACGUCGAAGUGGCUUAGGCUUGACACGGAACUGCUGUCGGGUCUUCUGAGGAAAGUUUCUAACCCUCAAAGCACUUCGCCUGCAUCGACUGAUACGAUGCCGCGGCGGCUGCUCGCAUUCUUCGUUCCUCUCAUACCGGCUAAGAACACAUCAUACGGGAGUCGAAUAACAAUGACCCAAGACAGCACCAGAGAACUGUUUAGAUCCCUUAGCGUCAACCCGCUAUACAUUAUGAACUUGAUAGGGCGGCCAGACUACUGGGCACCACAGACACGGUGGGAAUCGGACAGCAAUGGGGAUUUUCAGGCAUGCGACUUCUUCUGCCAGCACCCCCGCUGGAACCUACACGUCCAAGGCGCCCCCUUAUCAGUCUACAUGCGCUACAGCGCUGCCCUAAACCUCACCACAUACAUAAUCUCGCACAAAGAAGGCGACUCAAGCAUCCGCGUCCUAUCCUCCAUCCUCGACACAACCAUCGAAACUGCCCGCCCACCCCAGCGAACAAAUAUCUUCCUCCGAGACCCCUUCGAUAUCGCUGUCAUCCUUUCCACACUCUCCUUCGAAGCCUCCAAGUUCCACGCCGCUCGCUUCCGCCGCUUCAUGUGGGAGCAGAUCAAUAAAGUCGACGACCACCUCGCCGGCCUAUCAGACAGCGAUCGACGGAAUCUCAGCAAUCUCACGAAACAACUCCAGAUCAUCUCGCAGAACGCAGACUCCCACCUCGGUAACGCCGACGUCGCGAUAAUCACCGCGUCCGCGAUCCGCACAGUACACGGGCAUCUCCAUAAAGCUAUCGGGAGUCCAAUCCAGAUACACGAGCGCGCAGCCGACUCGAUAAACUACGUAAUCGAGUCCGUGCAGAAGCAGAAGAUCUGGUUCCUGAACUACAAGGCCCGAAAGGAUAGCACAAUGGCGCUGGUGUAUAAUCUCGUCACCCAGCAGGAUGCGGCGAGUAAUAUCCAGAUUGCAGCGAGUAUGAAGAGGGAUAGUACCAGUAUGAAUGCGAUUGCGGCGCUUACGAUGGUGUUUUUGCCAGGGACCUUUACGGCGACCCUCCUCGACACAGGAAUCUUCUUCGCAAGGGAAAACAGUCUCCGCAUCCACGUCUCGGGCCUUUGGUGGCUAUGGAUUGUUCUCACAGUUCCCCUCACACUAAUCGUGAUUGUGUGCUGGUGGAUAUACAAGAAACGAAAGGGCACGGCGCGAAUUGGUCCGAACGUCAACGCCAAUGAUGAUAAAGGUGAAAACAAGGCUGGCCAGGAGGAUAUUGUCCCUCCCACGCCAAAGAGGCCUUCGUUUCGACUGGCGAAUUUUCGGACAUGGAGCCGGAAUGAUAGUAUUGCGGUUAGAGUAUAG
Aspergillus calidoustus is the source of this 2039-nucleotide messenger RNA. Lineage: Eukaryota; Fungi; Ascomycota; Eurotiomycetes; Eurotiales; Aspergillaceae. The record is from the annotation of a GenBank genome assembly.